GUGUCGUGGAGGAAGCCGAACCGAAGAAAAAUAAAACACACAACUCUCUCGCACAUCGUAAAUUGAAGUGUAUUCUUUGUGCGCCGUAGUCUAUCGUCAAAUCUCUCGGUUUUCCAUCUCUCAGUUGGUGUAUUGUGCGAUUCAAAUGAAACAUUAAGUAUUAAUCGUGCGCCGUAUGUGCAUCGAAUCGCACACACAAGAGCAACAAUCCCGUGCAAAUGAACAAUUUAUAUAAAAAUAAACCGGUGAAAUUUGUUCUUUUUUUCCGUUGGUUUGUCAUUUUUUUUCGGUGGUGAAGAGUUUUCGAUUGAGAAUCAAACAACCAAAUCAUUUCGUAUGUUUGUUUAAUUACUUUACAUCGUUAAAAGUGCAAAAUAAUUUUACAUGAUCACCGUUCCGUGCGAGCUAUAUUCUCAAUUUGGAGCAAUGUAAAAUUUAUUUGGAUGAUCAAAGUGAAAAAUGAUAUAUUAUUAUCAUCAUUGAAAUAAAUCGUCGUCGUUCAAUGUUUUGGACGGAUUGUAACUUUGGACACAACGAGAGUGGAAAAUUGGUGAUUGAGAGGAACAGACUUAGAAAAUUCGACUCGUGCAGUGCUUACAAGAAGAAUUUUCGACAAGUGAUUUUAUUCAUCGGAUAUACAUGAAUCAUUUGCUGAAAUCAAAGAACUGACAAAAAGAGAAAAAGAAUUAUUGCUCUCAUUACUUUUGAUUUCAAGUGAAUUACGAUUAAUAAGAAUAUUUUUGAAGUUUGUGAUUUUGAAUCACUGGUGUGAAAAACAAAAACAAGAUAUUUUAUCGAAAAAAACAGAACUGGAAGCUAUUACUGAAUAAAUAGUGAACGAAAAAUUUUUCGAGAGAAGACAGUGUAAACAACUGCGAAACAAAGUGCAAUAGCUGGCAAAAGAAGUUUACAGCAGUGGUAAUUGGGUUAGAAGAAGGCGAAAAACUUUUUCUUGUGCAUCGUUUGACACAUAAUCAAUCAACAAAAUGAAUCCGGAGAAUUUUGCAAUGUCUUCAUAUCAAUUUGUCAAUUCGUUGGCAUCUUGCUAUCCACAGUCGCAGCUAGGACAACACGGUGGGAAUAACACAAGCAACACUACAUCUACCUCAACGGGCAAUAAUCAGGCCGCGACGACCAAUGAUUAUUUUCCAUCAUCGGCCUACACGCCAAACCUCUAUCCGAGCACACCCCAAGCGCACUACACAAAUCAGGCAUACAAUUUGGGUGGACAGCAAAAUCCAAACGAUAUGGUCGACUAUACGCAACUACAGCCGCAGCCGCAACGAUUAAUGCUACCGAAUCAACAGCAACAGCCUGCAAUGAAUCCAAAUAGUUGUAAAUACGAUCCGGACGGCGUUAAAAUCAGUGCAAACAACAACAAUAAUAACAAUAAUACCACGUCGCUCAUAUCAAGUCCUCAGGAUUUGACAACUGGCCGAGAUAUUUCACCGAAACUAUCGCCGACGGUUGUCGAAAAUGUGGCCCGUUCGCUAAACAAAAAUGUUGGCGGCGGCGGUGGUGGUGGUGGCAACGUUUCGUCUACAAAUCCAUUAGGUUUAAACAACAGCAACAAUAAUAAUAACGUAAAUCACACAAAUGUACCGAUGUCAAUGCACAGUCCCAACGGUGGUGACUCCGAUACGGACAGUGAAAGCGGCAACGAAGCAGGUGGCAGUCAAAAUGGUUCAGGCAAAAAAGGUACACCACCACAAAUCUACCCAUGGAUGAAACGCGUACAUAUCGGCACAAGUACUGUAAAUGCAAAUGGUGAAACAAAACGUCAAAGGACUUCUUACACGAGAUAUCAAACGCUUGAGCUAGAGAAGGAAUUUCAUUUUAACCGUUACCUGACCCGACGACGACGCAUCGAAAUCGCCCAUGCCCUGUGUCUCACCGAGCGUCAGAUCAAGAUUUGGUUUCAGAAUCGCCGUAUGAAAUGGAAAAAGGAGCAUAAAAUGGCAUCGAUGAACAUUGUCCCGUACCACAUGUCACCGUAUGGCCAUCCAUACCAAUUCGAUAUCCAUCCGUCACAGUUUGCUCAUUUGAGUGCAUAGGACGCGUGGCACUUUUCGAGUACUGGUUAGAGACUCAAUCAGCUGUAUCAACAGGAACCAUAUCAAGGCUACCAGAAUAAUCAGGAUAGUUCGAAUACAACCAUAUUCAAUCAUUCUGAUUCUUCAAAGUAUCCGCAAGAGUUCUGAUCAAUCACAGUAUAGUAUGUGUGCAUUGUACGACAGUGCGAGUGCAUUGACUAUGCUGUGACCACAAUCAGCUGCUAUUGGGCGUGCAUUCGAUGAAAAGGCGAUAUUCACGUUGCGAAUACACACAGUGGCAACGUGGAUACCGUUCUUUUGAUCGAAUGCAACUUGAUUUAUAUCACUGGCAAAGUACACGAGCUGCUAUCGCUGAAAAUCCUAUAUACUUUUUUUCUUUUGGUUACGUUAUAUAUCAUUUAAUUUUCGUUCAAAACUUUUAAUUUUUUUUUACGUUUUUUUCUCCCUCUUUCAUUUGAUUUCUAUAAAUGUAUGUUUGAAGCUAUUAAUUUGAGUAGAAGCACAUAUGAAAAAAAAAAUGAUAAUGUUCCAAAAUCUAUAGUGAAAUUAAUGUUCCCACAUCCUCCAAAAAAAGAAGAAAUUAUGUCAGCGAACUAACAGUUCGUGUAUUUUUCUGUAAAUAGAGUUUUUAGUGUAAGUGUCGCUAAAAUGUCGAAACAAGAAGCACGGCAUCAAUCGUAUUCAUGAUUCGCAACAUUUUGGCGAUGUGUUUUUCCAGGCCAGUGUUUAAAUCAUUUUCUCCAAAUCAGUAUUCGAAAAGCAUUUAGUAUGUAAGACAAUUAGUGUGUAAGGUAAAUGACUUAAAAAAAAGAAAAAUGAAACAACAAACAGAAUCCUUUCUCUUUUAAAUGAUAAUACGAGUAGAGCGUGGGAGACGGAUAGAAAGAAAGUGUGUGUAAUUCAUCCAAGAUUGAAUUCAUCUGCAUAUAAUAAUUUUCACGACAGAAUGAUUUUAUCAUAUCGAGAUACAAAGAAAUUCCUCUAUUUGUAAUAAUCAAUUGGGUUAUAUAUGUGUUUUUUUUCUCCUUUACUAUAUUAUUUGUUGCUAUUGCAUAUUUACUUUUUUAACCUGGCGCCGACUUCUAGAUUCAUCGAAUUUAUUUUCGUUCCGUUCAAUAGUUUUGUUUGUUAAGAUUUAUUCUUUUUUUUUCUCGGUCACGAAUAUUUUAUUUGUAUAUAAUUUUAUGUGGUUGCAAGUAAACAGACAAAAAAAUUAUACAUUUUGCUAUAAAUAAAAAAAAUAGUUAAACCGUAAGUUUAAAGAACCGACAAACAAAUUCGGAUGUCACAGGGCUUAUGUUUUUGAUUUUCUUUACGUUCAUCUGACAGUAUUGUAAUACAUUGAUUUCAGUUUUUGUUUCAUUUUCUAUGAUUCGUCCGACGAGAAAAAAAAAUUUCGAACGCAACAGCAUUAAUGUAGUUGAUGAACAAUAAAGAAACAAACAAAAAUUCAGGAUUGAAAUGUUUAGUAUUUAAAAGAGGGAAAAAAACUCUACAUGCAAGCAAAAAAAAUGCAAGUACUUCGUAAUUAAUAUGGCAUAUUAUUUAUAGAUUGGUGUAAAUAGGAAGCCAAUGAUCGUCUGCCGUGAUGAUUUUAUCAAGAAAAAAAAAAACAAUUGUGUAAAUUUUUAGACAUGUUUAUUUUGUGUUCUUAAGUUUUAAAUCGAAUGCUCAAAAACCCAUGAACAGUGACGACCGAUUUUCAAUCUUAUUUUUCUCUAUCUUUUUUUUGUCUUGCAAUAAAUAAUUUCACCUGAAUAAUUUUUUUUCUAUUUCUGACUUGGUAAAACCACCGAUAGAAAUAAACCAUGAUUCAAACGAUGUUUGAACGAAAAACAAACUAAAAAACACAUCUAGCACAAAAGCAAUUCACAGUGAACAUCACUUCCCUAUCAGUUGGUUUUAAGUUUUGAAUAUUGUUUUAAAUAUUUAACAUUAAAAAAUGCAACGCACCUGAUUUAAAGUACGGGCUUGACGGAAGUGAUUUUUUUCUCCUCAAGUAAAAUUGUACAUGUAAUGUUUAAUCACACACUGUGAAAAAAUCCAAGAAAUAAAAAUCAGCGAUAAUUGCGUUUGAACAAAGGAAAUCCCUCUAAAAAUGAAAUUUACUGUAUAUCAAAUAAGAUGAUAAAAGUUUUGUUGGUCGUGAUCUCACGAAAGAAAAAAAGAAAUCUCUAAAUAUUAUAUUUAAAAAAUCUGUCGGAUAAAGAUAACCUCGAGAGAAGUUCUUGAUUUUAAUUUACAUUUUGUCAACGCGAUUUAUGAAAAUGCGGCAGUAUUCUGUAUUUGACUCUUGGUUCAAUGUUCACAAGUGAAUAGCAAUAAUCGAGUUUUCAUUGAUUGAUAAGACAAUUGAAAAUUUUUAACACACACACAAACACACAAAUAAUUUUUAGUAUGAUGUUUUAGAAUGAACGAGAGAAGAAUCUAUGCUGAUGCUACAAUUUAGAAUCAUUUGAAUUAAGUUCUCUCUAUAUAUAAAAAAAUGCUAAAAAGAAAAUUACUUAAAUAAAAAAACACUCUAUAUCUUAUAAUCUAAAUGAAAAAAAACUACAAAAAACACUUUGCGAUAAGACUAUUUGAUAGGGUUUUAGUUUGUUCUGAAAAUUAGUUAAGGUUCUUUAUGUGUAAUGUGUAUUUUUGAAUACUGUAUCAAAAACAAAUCAACAACAACAAAAAACAAACAAAUGAACAAAUGCAAACUAAAUAAAAAAAAUAUUGAAAUUAAUACAUGAUGACAAACAUAGUUAUUUUAAGCAGACGGACGGAUGGAAUACAACUACUACAAAUUAACUUUUAAUAGACAAUUUUAUUGUAAUUCGAAAUGUAUAUUGCAUUAUUAUACCCACAUUUUAACAAUAGUGCUCUCUGAUUGCACUCCACGAUGACACUUUAAUGAAAGUAUAAAGCACAAAAUGGUCGAAUCGAUAUUUUUGAUUGAAAAAAAUCCCAACUUUGGUGGUCAUCAGACAGAACCAGUUCACCAAAGAAUCAAACCACCUUUUUGGAAAAAUGAACAAAUAUCAUUGAAAUCUCUUUUGAUUGCCCAAAUUCCUUUUUGAAAACAAUUGCAGUUUUUUUCGGUUUUUUUAAUUGAUCUAUAUAAAGUAUUUGUAUACUAUUUUCACCCUGAUAAAUAUGAAUGAUUAUAAUUCAAAUUAGUUAAAUGUACGAAAUACUCAGAUUUCACUGUGAGUUUAAUGAAAAUUAAAAAAAAAAUCAAGAUUAUGUAAACUGCAUUCCAUGUGUAUAAUCAAAAACUCAAAAUAAAUUAUGUAACGAAUAAAA
This is a messenger RNA of Sitodiplosis mosellana (orange wheat blossom midge), 5342 nucleotides long. It is a transcript of the gene Scr, whose product is annotated as homeotic protein Sex combs reduced. Gene Ontology annotation, biological process: anterior/posterior pattern specification; regulation of transcription by RNA polymerase II. The transcript is spliced from 4 exons. Lineage: Eukaryota; Metazoa; Arthropoda; Insecta; Diptera; Cecidomyiidae. Gene Ontology annotation, cellular component: nucleus. Gene Ontology annotation, molecular function: RNA polymerase II cis-regulatory region sequence-specific DNA binding; DNA-binding transcription factor activity, RNA polymerase II-specific. The record is from RefSeq and is a predicted model, not a curated record. The coding region runs from base 987 to 2054 and encodes 355 amino acids.